AUGGCAAUUCUUUGCCUGGCUUCACCUCAGGAACCAGCCGUUGACCGUGACCCUGAACGUGGCGUAAGUCUCAAGACUGGACUGACAGAAGCCCGGCAGAUCAAUCGACAAACGAAGCUCGGCAAAAUGAUCGCCGCUGUCGUUGAGUAUGCGCACGAUAUGAAGGGAUUUGAGCGCAUCGCGCUGCGUGGUAUGUGCAUGAUCCAGUCAGCUGGUCGGCCAUUCGGAAGACUAGCCGCCAACCACCGCUUCGUCUAUGAUCAGCUACCACAGCCGCUGCCGAAGCCAAGAAUAAACACACAGACACACAUACACACCUACGACCGACCACCAAGACUAGGCAAGUAUCUACAAUUAGUUAGUCGCGCCUGGCGAAGCAAGUGGAUUACGCAAAGCCGGCAUCGGCGAUUUAGAACUUUGGCAUGGGACAGGUUUGUCAAUGUAUCGGACGGUGGUCACACACGCAGGUCAAGGACGACAGAGAAAAUACGCGGCAAUGCAGUCAAAGGUCACUGA
This is a messenger RNA of Soboliphyme baturini, 516 nucleotides long. The record is from the annotation of a GenBank genome assembly. Lineage: Eukaryota; Metazoa; Nematoda; Enoplea; Dioctophymatida; Soboliphymatidae.